Messenger RNA from Arabidopsis thaliana (thale cress), 569 nucleotides. Its product is annotated as DNA-binding storekeeper protein transcriptional regulator-like protein. Bases 171 to 569 code for a protein of 132 amino acids. Lineage: Eukaryota; Viridiplantae; Streptophyta; Magnoliopsida; Brassicales; Brassicaceae. The record is from RefSeq and is marked reviewed. The transcript has a single exon.
CUAUACAUGCAUGUUACAAUUCAUAAAAUUCAUAACUAAACUUUUUAUGUUAUAUAUGCAUGAAGACUAUGAGAUUGUGCCUUUACAAACUCUUAUCGAUUACAAAAACGAUAUUGAGGUAAGUGCUUUUGAAGAUAUUAAUAGUUUUUAACAAGAAAACUAUUAGUUUGAUGUCUUUAAUUAAGGUUCAAUUUAUGAAAAUGCUUGCGAGUUUAAAGAGAAAGUAUGAGAACAAUCUUGUGAAAGCCAAGAAUGGUGAUGAACAUAUCAGACUUCAUGAUCUCAGGGCUUUUCAAUUGUCUAAGUUUGUUUGGGGAGAUAUUGAAGAAUCACCUGUGAAAUCGAAGAAAGUUAUGUCUAUGAACCUUGAGCUUGGUAAAAACAAAGAUACUUUUCCCAAUUCUUCUCUUGUUAGAUCACUAGAGCGUUUUGGUGUUGAUGAACUUACUCCUCAACAAGGAUUGAGUAGCCUUGACUUAGAGGAUAAGAAGAUAUUCGAGGAGCAGUUGGAAAGCUUUGCAGGUUAUAGAAUUCGAGUUCUAUUCGCGAAAAAGUGGUUUUCUUCAUGA